Molecule: messenger RNA, 1101 nt
Organism: Echinostoma caproni
Lineage: Eukaryota; Metazoa; Platyhelminthes; Trematoda; Plagiorchiida; Echinostomatidae
Source: the annotation of a GenBank genome assembly
AUGACACAGAACCGAGGUUGCCGCGACCGACUGCUUAAACUAUCUACACAAAUCCAAAAUACUUGGGCUAAGCAGGACGUGGUACUACGUGUCAAUCGGGCAUGGAUUCAACCGCCUCCGCAAUACAAACCCAAACCCGUCGAUUCAAACAGUGCCGGGGACACAUCAGAGACCGAUGCCGGUAAUGCAGAAUCUUUGCUGUACAAUCACGAUUCCAGUGGAAAUGAAGGUCCAACCACAAGUCACAUGCCCCACGCUCAGCAAACAGUCUCCACCUCUGCUUCUGCACCUGCGCAUCGCACAGCCGGACUGGGACGUACUCAGUCCGGUCCGGAUAUGCCUUCACCCCCCAUCAUCGAUAUGACUCCAGAAAUGAUGGUGGAUGAGAAUCGUCCGGAUUCGAUUGAACAAACCUCAUCUGGUCGAUCGCACCCAGUGAAUAUCCAUUAUGACUACCUCUCUCUCGUUCCCCCACCAUCUCCAAUACCAACACUAUCUAAAUGGUCAGCGAUGCAGAACUAUCGAUUCGGUUCUCAUGGUCGAAUCCACUCCUCUCGGUUUGAUCGACCCCAUAUUCAGCCAGCUCCACUUCGUUAUAAUCCGUCAAACAUGGACUUCCAGCCUCCAGCUGGAAGACCUUAUCGUGGUACAAGCGCGACCAAGAUGAUGCGAUUGCCUCGACACAUUAAUCCAGCUGAGGACAGUGCUAAUGAGACCAAAUCGCUCGAGUCGAACACAACUCGAAAUGGACGAAAAGUGGGUCGGUCGGUUUAUUCCUUACCCAUGCCAUUGGACACUGGUUAUACCAGUGUGAACACCAUGAGUCAGUUGGCAUUCGAGCAGUGGUUACAGAUGCGAAUGGAAGAAUUUCAUUAUGCCGGUCGGGCAGUCGAUGUUCAGCUGGUCUCGCGUGCAGGUUACAUUAAUAUGCGUAAUCCGGAAUUCAGUUUGGGUGUACUGGCACAAAUUGCCUACUAUGUGGCUCAGUUUGAUUGGUGUUAUUUCAGUCGAUCGGGUCACGUGCACUGUUCAGUAAAACCAGGUGAGUGUUUGUGUUUCUGCCUUGUGUCUUGUGAAUGGAUUCAAAAAGACAUUGUAUAG